Molecule: messenger RNA, 740 nt
Organism: Phoenix dactylifera (date palm)
Lineage: Eukaryota; Viridiplantae; Streptophyta; Magnoliopsida; Arecales; Arecaceae
Source: RefSeq, a predicted model, not a curated record
UCACCCUUGGGAAGCCUCCGAGUUAUAUGAGGUAUUUUUCCUGGGGUAUUUUGCUACCUUCUGAGUUCUGUCGAUCCCUGGCCAGCUCUCCUCAUCUCCUUAUCUACGGCAGCGCAGAGCCGACUUGGGAGCCUUCCCAACCGUCGUCGAAACCUCACCGUCCUCGAGAUCCUGCAGGGUUCUGGAAAGCAGAAGAAGAAAAGCUAGAACAAAAGAGGGAAGAAGUAGGAAAAGAGGGAGGAGAAGAUGACAACAAUUGGGGGAGGGUUUGGUGGCACACAAGAUAAUGUCAAGCAACUUGAGGAUUGCUCAGUUUCCAAUGCGCUUGGUACAUGGUUCUUCUCAGUAGCUGGGGCUUUAGUUGCCAUCCCAGUGGGGAUACGGAAGAAGUCCUUGGCACCCUUGGUCUUUUUUGGUACUACUGGCACUAUGCUUGAUAUUAUCAUGGGAAUCAGCCAGUGCGAAAGAGAACACGCAGAACGCCAAAUGAAGCUUCUGGAAACACAAAAUGCAGCAAAUGCUUCAGUGGAUACUGAGAGCUAAUUUUUAGCAAAUUCCUUGCACCACAUCCACCUUUGUGCUUCUCUUGUUGUAUAAAGCUUUAUAAAAUAUUGAAGGCUUUUAUUUAAAGUGGAUUCAUCUCGUGUUAUUUAACAUAGUGAGAAUAAGCAAUAUACUUAAUGUUCUAAUACCUUGUUUGAUGUUUCUCUUAGAUUCUUUCAAUUUGAACUUGUAUCUCA